AUGGAUGCAGCUAUAGAUUAUGGUGUAGAUAUUCUUUCACUGUCCUUUGGUGGAAGUACGAAACCUUUUCAUGAUGAUAAUAUUGCUCUUGAGGCGUACAGUGCAAUGGAAAGAGGUAUUUUUGUAAGUUGCUCUGCAGGCAAUAGUGGUCCAUUCAGUCGUACUGUAGCCAAUGAAGCCCCCUGGAUCCUUACAGUUGGUACAAGUACUCAUGAUAGAAAACUGAAGGCCACUGUUAAGCUUGGGAAUAAAGCGGAAUUUGAAGGAGAAUCUGCUUAUCAUCCAAAGACUUCUAACUCAACAUUCUUCACUCUAAUCGAUGCUGGAAAGAUUGUGAGCGAUCAAUUUGAUGUCCAAUAUUGCAGUCCAGGCUCACUCACUGACCCUGCUAUCAAAGGUAAGACAGUCUUGUGUUUGCGAAGGGCUAAUCAUCGCAGGGUAGAUCAAGGACAAGCUGUAAAAGAUGCUGGAGGUGUUGGCAUAAUUCUCAUCAAUGAACAACAAGAUGGUGUGACUAAAUCAGCUGAAGCGCAUGUCCUUCCAGCAUUGGAUGUUUCAGAUGCAGAUGGAAAGAAAAUUAUUGCCUAUAUGAAUUCAACAUCAAACCCUGUUGCUGCAAUCACCUUCCAUGGAACUGUAAUUGGAGAUAAAAGUGCUCCUAUAGUUGCUUCAUUUUCUUUUCGAGGACCAAGCGUAGCAAGUCCUGGCAUCUUAAAACCUGACAUAAUUGGUCCUGGUGUUAAUGUCCUUGCUGUUUGGCCUACCUCCGUGGUUAACAACAAAAACACAAAAUCUACAUUCAAUGUUAUAUCCGGAACCUCAAUGUCUUUCCCUCACCUUAGUGGCAUAGCAGCUCUACUGAAGAGCGCACACCCUGAUUGGUCUUCGACUGCUAGCGGACAGGCUGGCAGAUGUGGAUGCUCUGGUGGCAAAUAG
Molecule: messenger RNA, 936 nt
Organism: Lycium barbarum (goji berry)
Lineage: Eukaryota; Viridiplantae; Streptophyta; Magnoliopsida; Solanales; Solanaceae
Product: subtilisin-like protease
Exons: 1
Coding region: 1-936 (311 amino acids)
Biological process (GO): proteolysis
Molecular function (GO): serine-type endopeptidase activity
Source: RefSeq, a predicted model, not a curated record